This is a messenger RNA of Theileria annulata, 1782 nucleotides long. RefSeq lists its product as uncharacterized. The record is from RefSeq and is a predicted model, not a curated record. Gene Ontology annotation, biological process: protein K48-linked deubiquitination. NCBI's taxonomy places the organism in Eukaryota, Apicomplexa, Aconoidasida, Piroplasmida, Theileriidae. The transcript has 11 exons. The coding region runs from base 1 to 1782 and encodes 593 amino acids. Gene Ontology annotation, molecular function: cysteine-type deubiquitinase activity; K48-linked deubiquitinase activity.
AUGGAUGAUAUUUAUGAAUAUAAUGACUCAAACUCCUACGACAAAGAUUCUAAUUUUGACGAAGAUCUAAAUGAAGCCAUUAAACAGUCACUUCAAGAUUACAGAGAAGGAGUUGAUGAUAGAGUGGAUAAUUCAGGCUCCCAUUACUUGAAUUUUAACCCAGACGGAACGUAUUUUUUAUCAAAUGUCACCUCUAAGGGGCCAGAUGAUACUUUUGACCCUACUCAAAUACUUGAUAUCGUAUUAUUCUAUUUUAAAGAAUAUAUAAACUCAAUAAAUGAUUCCGCCGUUUCAUCCCGAUUUCCAAGAACUACAUCCCAGGGCGAUUUCAGCACAUCAGAGGCUCCUAAUACGAGCAGUGCAGAUGUUAUUUCAAGUGUUGUUUUAUCUGACCUUUCAAGUCUUUUGUUUGGUAAAGACUCAUGUCGGUUGAUUUUAGACCAUGAAAUUAGAGCCUGGUGUAACCAAGGAUUUGUAAAUGACCCAAACAGUGUUCUAUUUUGGGGACUUACUCAAAUGAAUAAUGGCUGUUGCGGAGUUUUAGCUUCAAUUCAAAGCUUCAUGCUCAGAAGCCUACUCUUCAACCAUUCCAUUUUCGCAGACUUUUCGUUCCUACUACAGUCCAAAGAUGAAGAUGAGGCAUUAAUUCUAUUCACUGAUUUGUUCUUCAAUUACAUUACUAUGAGAUUUCCAGAUUUCCCCAAAGAAUUUCUGUAUAUCAUACCUCUGGUUGAAUCAUGCUGCAAUGUACUAUAUAACUCAACUGAGAACUCGUCAUAUAAAGUAAUAUUAUUUGAAGAUUUGAAGGAAAAUGCUGAUGCUCUGGCGCAUUUAAUUUCUGAGAAUUCAUGCACUUUAAGGUCAUUUGAUAAUAUCAAUUCCGUCGCCAAUUACUUGGUAAGGAACUUUGAGAAACUAACUGGGCCACUGGGAGUUGUUUCUCUAGUCUUAUCAGUAAUUAGUACCAGGACACUGGAAAAAGUUAAAGAAGAUAUGGAUGAUCCCACACAACCACUUCUUACCUCAUUUGGACACUGUUCACAGGAGUUGGUGAAUUUAUUUUUACACGGAAGGGCAGUAUCUAACGUAUUUAAUGGCGAUAAACUUUUUGAAGGAGACUCAUCUCAGUCUGUGGUACUAAAGGGCAUAACAUCUCAAAAUACUCUUGGAUUCCUAACAGAUUUGGAAGCAAUGAGACUGUAUAAAGUUGGCUCAUUUUAUAAAAAUCCCAUGGUUCCAAUCUGGGUAGUAUGCAGUUCUAACCACUAUACUGUACUAUUUGGGCUUGACGGUACUGCAUGCUUCUUUUCUAGACUUGAAAUGAUUGAACAGUCUCUGGUUGAGGAAUGGAGUAAGUUGGACGCGGAGGAUAACAAGUACAUUCCAGUAAAAUCAUUAUCAAGGCUUUUAGCACUUCUAGGUAUCCCUGAUAUGCUACAAGACGCUAUAUCAAGCAUGGAUGUAGAUUCUGGUAUAGUUCUAUGGACAAAUAUGCUUGAGUGGUAUAAAUCCAAAGUAUUCUCGCAACACGAAAGUCAAGGUGAGGAUUUAACAACUCUUACUCUGUUCCACUAUAACGGAAAGGAACAUAAGGAUCCGUUACAGAAGGUUUCAAUUGUUAAAAACUUUGAGUUUAACCCUGAAAUCGGCUUAAUUUCCCCAGAAAUUGACGCAACCAUCGUUGGAUCAUGUCCUGAUGAAGACAAGCAGACUGCUAAGGUGGUUUGGACUAGAUGGCCCAAGACCAGUGUAAAGUGCUCUCCUAUUAAAACCAGAAAUUAA